AUGUCUUACGUUCCACCACAUAAACGACCUGAAAAUGCUGCAGUCAGAGCAGCCUCUGUUCCACCUUCUCUUCUUACAAAGCAUAACAGAAACCUAGGAAGUAUCAAGAAUACAAAGAAAAUCUACGCAGACGAUUACAUUUCCAAAUGGUUUCUCGUUGGUUCACAGGAAAACAACAACUAUCGACUUGUAGUGCCGGCUUCUUCAGAUCCCGUAGAAUGGAGGAAGGGUGCAGAAGAAAAGCCUUUGCUUAUCUUAGUGAUGACGAGCGAUUUCAAGAAACUGGAAACUCCAUGGUUAUGCGUGGCAGAGAAGGUAGAGAAUGAUCUUAUAUUGGGAUUUGGCAGAGCAAAGAAGACGCUACUACGUUAUGGAUCAGAAGAUGUCAAUCUCAGACUGAUCGCUCGAUUUGGGAAAGUUGUGUUCAAUGGUGUUGAAAGUAUAAGAGAUGUUCCCUUGACUAAAAGCAAAUUGGAAAAACAGAAGAAAUAUUUCAAUACAAAUGUCUCAAAGUCUUACGUCGAAAACAUUGUGUAUGGAGUUGUCCCUAAGAUGGGAUUAUGUGUAGAAGAGACCAAAGAGUUGUAUCACGUGAAGGCUGAGCUUAAUGCUUUGAGGCAUUUAAUUCUCGAUGUAUCAUGCCUUGAUCAAGAUCUUGACUUGAGGCUGGGGGUUGACUCAAAAAACACAAUAACCAAAAAUCUCUCAGAGAAUGAGAUGAAUAAUCUUAAGGAAUUGACAGAUUCAGCGGUGCUUGAUCCAAAUGUGAAAGGUGGUUUAAGGUGGCCGCUAGGGAAAUCUUCAUGCGCGGAUCGAUAUAGUGUUUGUGGCGUUUGGCACACCGUGACAACUACGUACCGAAGCUCGACUUUGAGGCUACAAGUUCGAGAAGCAGAUCGAUAUGAUGUCAGGACUGGAAUUGGAAGAAGCACAAGAGAAGUGAGUCUCAAACUAAAUGCCUUGAGAAAACUACUAAAGGAGGAAGAGGUGGAGAAGGGAUGUGUUUCAGACAUGUUAAAAGAUUGUCUGAGAGCAGUGUGUGAGUACUUUUUGAAAGCAAAGUAG
This is a messenger RNA of Microthlaspi erraticum, 1065 nucleotides long. Lineage: Eukaryota; Viridiplantae; Streptophyta; Magnoliopsida; Brassicales; Brassicaceae. The record is from the annotation of a GenBank genome assembly.